Molecule: messenger RNA, 704 nt
Organism: Paramecium sonneborni
Lineage: Eukaryota; Ciliophora; Oligohymenophorea; Peniculida; Parameciidae
Source: the annotation of a GenBank genome assembly
AUGAAGAAGAAACUUUACAAAUUGUCAUUGUUUAAAGAGAUUGAUGAAUUUAAUUAAAAAGAUAGUGAUGGACAUUAAAGUGAUGAUUCCUAAACAUUUGAUGAUUUCUUAAACACUACUUUUGAGGCAUAUGGUAAUAAAUAUGAUUAUUAGAUUUAGAAUCUUAAAUAUUUAUAAGUAGCAAUCAAACUCCUAUUCAUUCUGAGCAAUUAUAAUUUAUUUAAGGAGUUUUUGAUAAAUCUGAAGAAAGUGAGUAAUCUUUUGAUUUCAAUAUUACAAAUGUAUGCAUUUAUUCAAGCAUUUAUUAUAGAUUGAAGGAGAUAAUAGAACAACUUUAAUGAUGAGAAACAUUCCUUAAAAUUAUACUAAAGAGAUGCUCAUGAUGGAAAUUGAUCCAAAAUUCAAAAACAAAUUUGAUUAUUUUAAUUUCCCAUAUGAUGGAAAUGCUAAUCCUGGUUAUGCAUUUAUCAAUCUAAAAUCUAAAACAUAUCUAAAAGAUUUUUAUAAUUAUUUUAAUGGUAGAAAAUGGAAGAUUAAUCCAUUAAAUAAAGUAAUAUAUUUUAAUUAUCAUAUUUUAGCCUUGUUUUUUAAAAUAUGCCAAAAUAUAGCAUAAGAAAUUUAAAUAAAUAAACCCAUAAAUAUAUUUAUAACAAACUAGUGUUAUUAAACUUAUUUAAAGUUAGAAAUUAUAAUGCAGUUUGUGA